Messenger RNA from Chelonoidis abingdonii (Abingdon island giant tortoise), 2239 nucleotides. Lineage: Eukaryota; Metazoa; Chordata; Testudines; Testudinidae. The record is from RefSeq and is a predicted model, not a curated record.
AUGGAGAAAGCAGAUGCAGACAGAGUCAGCUUCACCUUUGAGCUGAAGAAUGGCUGGCUAGCCAAAGAUGUCAUGGAGACGCUGCCAGAUCCAUUCUUUCUGAGCAGCACUGAUGAAGCCAAGAAGCUGGUGGAUGCUGCAUACAAGUACGAACGGGACAGAGCAAAAGAGGCCAUACAGGAAAAAGAAGUCAGCCCUUCAGAUUUUCUGAAACAUUUAAAGGAUCCAGUGGCAGGAACCAGGUCUGCAAUUCGAGCUGCCGAUUACAUGGAAACCACCCUGAGCCUCCUGAAGAAGAAGCUGCGUUGGAUCGUGAAAGGAAAGUUUAAUAUCACAGAUGUACUAAGUAGGAAGCAGAAGGAAAUUAUUUCCAAGGCAACUGGGUGUGACUAUCAGAUUCGUUCCAUUAAGUGCCCAACGAGUAGCAUUUACCGGACCAUUACUGGAGAAUGCAACAACAGGAAACAUUCCUAUUUUGGAGCUUCCAAUCACGGAUAUGCCCGAUGGCUCCCAGCAGAGUAUGAGGAUGGAGUGUCUCUUCCCAAAGGAUUAACUAAAGGAAAACUUUACAAUGGAUUUCCACUCCCACUGGUUCGAAAAGUGUCAAAUGAAAUAAUUCACACAGCCAAUGAGAAUGUCACCCAAGACCAGGAGCGCUCUCUCAUCUUCAUGCAGUGGGGUCAGUGGGUUGACCACGAUUUGGACUUGGCCCCUUUCACUACUACGAAAAUCACCAAUAAAGAAGUUCAUUGCGAGACCAGUUGCACCUUUGAGCCACCUUGCUUCCCAAUUAAGAUUCCCCCUAAUGAUCCACGAAUUAAGGACCCAAAUACUUGUAUGCCAUUCGUCCGUACAGCUCCAGUGUGCAAUCCCAGAACAUUUAUGCGAGAGCAGAUCAAUGCGAUUACCUCAUUCUUGGAUGCCAGCAUGGUGUAUGGCAGUGAAGUACCUUUAGCUAAUAGUAUUAGGAAUCAGACAAACCAGCUGGGUUUGAUGGCGCUGAACCAAAAUUUUACUGAUGCAGGGCUGGGGUUACUGCCCUUUGAGAACAAAUCCCAAAGCCUCUGUUUAUUCACAAACAAGACCAUGAAUAUCCCCUGUUUUAAAGCAGGUGAUGCACGAGCAACUGAAAAUCUGGGACUUACAGCUAUACACACACUCUUUGUGCGGGAGCACAAUCGCUUGGCUACCGAGUUGAAGAAAUUAAAUCCACACUGGGAUGGAGAAAAACUCUACCAGGAGGCCCGAAAAAUCAUAGGUGCCAUGACCCAGGUAAUAACAUACAGAGACUACUUGCCACUUCUGUUUGGAGAUGAGACUGAGAAGGAAAUACCAUGCUACAGGGGCUAUGAUGAGUCUGUGGAUCCCACUGUGGCAAAUGUAUUCUCCUUGGCUUUUCGGUUUGGUCAUAGUUCAAUACAGCCUUUUGUGAGCCGUUUAGAUGAACAUUUCCAACCUUUGAGUCCACAUUUCCAGGUGCCUCUUCACCUCACAUUCUGUGCUUCCUGGAGGGUUGUAAUGGAAGGUGGAAUUGACCCACUUCUCCGUGGUCUGCUGGUUGACCAUGCAAAACUAAUGAAACAGAACCAAAUGAUGGUUGAGGAGCUCCAGGAGCGGCUUUUUGAACAGGUAGAAAUAAUUGGACUGGAUCUAGCAUCCUUAAACCUGCAACGUGGAAGAGAUCAUGGUCUUCCAGGGUAUAAUGCCUGGAGGCAAUUCUGUGGGCUCUCACAGCCUCGCAACUUAACUGAACUCUCUGCAGUGCUGAGAAAUCGUCAGCUGGCCAGGAAGUUCAUGGAUCUGUACGGGACACCAGACAAUAUCGACAUCUGGAUUGGGGCACUCGCGGAGCCAUUUGUUCCCAAUGGCAGAGUGGGACCUCUGCUGGCUUGCAUCAUUGGAACUCAGUUCAGGAAAUUGCGAGAUGGGGACAGAUUCUGGUGGGAGAAUCCUGGGGUUUUCACUCCACAGCAGCGCCGUGCGCUGAGCAGAAGUUCAUUGCCACGGGUUCUCUGUGAUAACACUCGCAUUAGAGAGGUGCCCAGGGAUGUGUUCAAGGUCAACCGCUAUCCUGAAGACUUUGUGAACUGCGGAGUGAUCGACAGUCUUGACUUGUCACCUUGGAGACAAUGCAGUAACUAGGGAGCGGAAGGUACAACUGGACCCCAUGCCCAGAGAAAUACACACAAUUGGGCCCAUGUGGAGACUUCUCCUCCCCAGCAUUCCCUGGCCUUUCCUC